AAUAGAAUAAUGAUGAUAAGGCAAAGACCAGAAAAAAUUUAGGAGGUUUGUGUUAAAUAUAGACAACCUGUGCUAUACACACGUAUGUAGAACAUGUUGAACUAGUGCCAAAAUGGUUUAUUGGCCCCAAUUGAGUGUAUGUACACUUACCGGUGUUUAAAAUGUAUGUACAUUAACACAUUGAAUAUGGACUUGCAAAAUGAAGAAAAUAUUAAAACGCUCAUUAAAAAUCCAAAAGUAAAAUUACUGAGGACUGGAAGAACCACCGUCAAGUACAAAGGGGAUUGGAAUAAUUUACCAGAUUUGUUACUUGAAAAUAUUUUCUCGUUUCUGGACAUUGGAGCUAAACAUAACGCUUCAAAAACAUGCAGAUUGUGGAAUUCAGUUUUUAAUUUACCAUAUUCAUGGCAUACGUUUGUUUUUGACGACACGACCCUCACCCGGAGAAAGUUUAACUAUUAUUCAGGAUGGCAGUACAUGUUAGAUCAUCUACGGGUGCAAAUGUGCCUUCAGUCUAUUGGCCGUUACGUCAAAGUUCUGGUGUUCAAGCCGAUUACCAAUUUUUAUAACCUAUACGAGUUCAUGAACAUGAUAUCGUUCUAUGCUGAACAUGGCCAAGGAGUAGGAUCGAGAAUAAGCACAUUACAGUACACAUUCCCGUGCAACAUGGCAACGUCACGUAUCGAUGAAUCGGUUUUGUACGGCACAGGAGGUAAGCUUUUGGAAGCGCUAAAAAGAUUGAUGGGAAACUUGCCGUCACUUGUGAGAUUGGAGUUGAUCGAUUUGAUGUUGGACAACGACGACGCGCAGACGUUAUUGGACCAAGUGUGUUUCUACUGUUGCACCACGUUGAGAACCUUAGUGUUGGUGAAUACUACUAAAUACGUAUGCCAGUUGCUCCAUCCCGGAGCUUUUAUUAAUUUACAGAUAUUAGUGAUUAGUCCUCAGAAUCUAGGAAGCGAUUUGUUGUUAAUGCUGAGUCAAAUCAAACUCAGUCACUUGCACAUACUCCAAAACCGUUAUACGCCCAUUGACAUUGAACCCAUGAACUCGUUCGACUGGAAACAUUGUGUUAAGACAAACCCAACGUUAAAAGUACAUCUCAGGGUGGAAUCCAUCAGAGAAAGACAGAUUUUAUGGCAACCUAGUUCACCAGUUUCGAGCAUAAUUUAUAAAUCGCCAAACAUGCGGAUGAGCACUGAAAUUUUAAAUAAGGCAAUCGAAUUAUACUCUGAUCGAUUGCUGACGUUUGGUUAUCUGGAACUCCCGAAAUUCUAUCAACCAUCGUCGUUCAAAGAGCGAAUUGACACGACCUUGGUAAAUCUAGUCCAGUUUUGUCCUAAGCUGGAUACCUUAAUGAUUAGAGAAAAAAUAUCUACGUGCACAUUGCUAUUGAUUUCAUACUAUGGUCACUCGUUAAAAUGUUUACACGUCCGUCGCAAUGCUGUAAUCUUACGAUGCGAUUGGCCACGACAAAAUGAUUGGUCGGAUGAGUUUUAUCGAUGGUUGAAAAAGUCCAGCACAUCGUACGAAAUAGUAGAAGAAGAAAUUUCGUUAUCUUUAGGAUUGGACAAAUGGUCGAUGCUUAGUGAUCAAGAUUUUAAACGUAUAUCUCCACAACUUUAUUCGUCGUUUUAUAAGUAAAUAAAAUAUACCUACCUAAACCUAUACUAGGUACCUUUUGUUUGUCUUUAUAAAUUGUUUUAUUUUUUAUAAAAUAACAAUUAAUGAAAGUUGAAAAAUAUUGACGAUUGUAUAGUACUAUAGUAUAAUAAAUGUAUUGGUUAUAAUUAUGUGAACCUUUAUGCACAAACAAAUCUGAAUUUGUAAAAAAAAAAAUAUAAGUAGGUUCUUAUAAUUAUACAAUGUUGCUUUAUUUCUUAUCUGUCAUGAGAAAAUUAAGAUUUUAUUAGAUAUAUAUUAUAUCAAACUUAUUCAUACCUAUAAAUCUACCUUGUAAAUUUGUAUACCUUUUAGCUAUACCUACCUAGUAAAAUAUGUCAAUAUGUAUUGAAACCUAUGUACAAUAAAUUAGAUA
Molecule: messenger RNA, 2038 nt
Organism: Acyrthosiphon pisum (pea aphid)
Lineage: Eukaryota; Metazoa; Arthropoda; Insecta; Hemiptera; Aphididae
Product: F-box/LRR-repeat protein 21
Exons: 7
Coding region: 139-1644 (501 amino acids)
Molecular function (GO): protein binding
Source: RefSeq, a predicted model, not a curated record